AUGCCUACAUUACACCUACACCUAGAUUACACCUACACUCCACCUACACCACACCAACAUAAUGCCUACAUUACACCUACACUGUAUCUACCUACACUACACCUAGAUUACACGUAUACUACACAUACAGCAUACCAACACCUAUAUUACACCUACACUACACCUACACUACACCAUAUCUACACUACACCUACACUACACCAUAUCUACACUACACCUACACUACACCAUAUCUACACUACACCUACACCUACACUACACCUACACCAUAUCUACACUACACCUACACUACACCUACACUACACUACACCUACACUACACCAUAUCUACACUACACCUACACUACACCUACACCAUAUCUACACUACACCUACACUACACUACACCAUAUCUACACUACACCUACACUACACCAUAUCUACACUACACCUACACUACACCAUAUCUACACUACACCAUAUCUACACUACACCUACACCUACACUACACCUACACCAUAUCUACACUACACCUACACUACACCUACACUACACUACACCACACCAUAUCUACACUAAACCUACACCUACACUACACCUACACCAUAUCUACACUACUACACCUACACUACACCUACACUACACUACACCACACCAUAUCUACACUAAACCUACACCUACACUACACCUACACCAUAUCUACACUACACCUACACUACACUACACCAUAUCUACACUACACCUACACUACACCUACACUACACCAUAUCUACACUACACCAUAUCUACACUACACCUACACUACACCAUAUCUACACUACACCAUAUCUACACUACACCUACACCUACACUACACCUACACCAUAUCUACACUACACUACACCACACCAUAUCUACACUAAACCUACACCUACACUACACCUACACCAUAUCUACACUACACCUACACUACACUACACCAUAUCUACACUACACCUACACUACACCUACACUACACCAUAUCUACACUACACCAUAUCUACACUACACCUACACUACACCAUAUCUACACUACACCUACACUACACCAUAUCUACACUACACCUACACUACACCUACACUACACCAUAUCUACACUACACCUACACCUACACCUACACUACACCUACACUACACUACACCACACCAUAUCUACACUAAACCUACACCUACACUACACCUACACCAUAUCUACACUACACCUACACUACACUACACCAUAUCUACACUACACCUACACCAUAUCUACACUACACCUACACUACACCUACACUACACCUACACUACACUACACCUACACCUACACUACACCUACACCAUAUCUACACUACACCUACACUACACUACACCACACCACACCAUAUCUACACUAAACCUACACCUACACUACACCUACACCAUAUCUACACUACACCUACACUACACCUACACUACACCAUAUCCACACUACACCAUAUCUACACUACACCUACACUACACCUACACUACACCAUAUCUACACUACACCUACACUACACCAUAUCUACACUACACCUACACUACACCUACACUACACCAUAUCUACACUACACCUACACUACACCUACACUACACCUACACUACACCAUAUCUACACUACACCUACACCAUAUCUACACUACACCUACACCUACACUACACCUACACCAUAUCUACACUACACCAUAUCUACACUACACCUACACUACACUACACCAUAUCUACACUACACCUACACUACACCAUAUCUACACUACACCAUAUCUACACUUCACCAUAUCUACACUACACCUACACCUACACUACACCUACACCAUAUCUACACUACACCUACACUACACCUACACUACACUACACCACACCAUAUCUACACUAA
Molecule: messenger RNA, 1869 nt
Organism: Knipowitschia caucasica
Lineage: Eukaryota; Metazoa; Chordata; Actinopteri; Gobiiformes; Gobiidae
Source: the annotation of a GenBank genome assembly